AUGAGUCUUCUCAAAGAGCGAAAACCAAAGAAGCCGCAUUACAUCCCGAGGCCUCCAGGAAAACCCUUCAAGUAUAAGUGUUUCCAGUGCCCUUUCACUUGCAAUGAAAAGUCACACCUUUUCAACCACAUGAAGUACGGUCUCUGCAAAAACUCCAUCACUUUAGUGUCAGAGCAGGACCGCAUCCCCAAGUGCCCCAAAUCCAACUCUCUGGACCCUAAGCAGACAAAUCAGCCAGACGCGGCAGCAAAGCCCACCUCUGCCAAGCCUGUCACCAACGGGCUCCCACACUUUGAGGCCAAGCUCCAGCAAAGCCUUGGCAAGGACGACAUCAAGGAAAACGUGGAACUGCAGGCACGUGGGCCCCACAGGUGCCCAGGACAGAAGCCUGCUCUCCAGGAAGAAGCAGCAUCCCUGAGUCCAGCUCCAGAAGCCACCAGGGGCACUCAGCCUGUUCUGGAAGGCAUUGUGCGGCCUUCGGCAUUUGUCCCAGUGGGAGAGCACAGACUCAAAGGGCCAGAGCACGCUGAAGCUCCUGAACUGCUGGCCCUGCCCGGCCCCACAGCCAAAGCCACCUCCUUCCACACCAAGUCCGCAUUCCAUGCUCCUGGCUACCCGUGGAAACCUGGCGCGCCUUUCCUCCCGCCUGAGUUCCCACACAAAAUCCCCUCCACAAAGGGGUUUCGUGCCAUUUCCCCUUACAUGCACCCCGCAAUCCCAGAGUACCAGCCGCACUUCUACACAGAGCAUGGACUGGCCACUGUCUAUUCACCCUACCUACUUGCUGGGAACUCGCCUGAGUGUGAUGCCCCCCUGCUGUCCGUCUAUGGGGCCCAAGACCAAAGGCACUUGCUGCCUCCCCCGGGGCCGGUCCCCAAGCACCUGAACCCCCCCUCGGCAUAUGACCAUUACAGGUUCCUCCAGCAGUAUCACUCCAGCCUGCCAAUUCCUUAUGGGUUUUACAGGCCAGAGUCUGCGUUCUCCUCCUACGGGCUCAGACUUCCACCCGUCACGGGCAUGUCCAGAGAUCACAGCUCUCACCUACUGGAAGAGGCUCUGCUCUACCCGGCCCUGAGUCCAUCCAAGUCAAGUCCUUCCAACAUGCACAAAAAACACACAGAGUUUGAGAAGGAGAGCCCAACUCCCGAGGCCAAAGACCCCUCCCAAGAUGGGCAGCGGGACACAGACGGAACCAAAAUGAGCCCUCGUGCAGGCAGCGCAGCCACUGGCUCCCCUGGAAGGCCGAGCCCCACCAACUUCACGCAGACAAGUCAGCCAUGUGCCGAGCCGUGCGGCCUCUCGGACAGGCCGGCCGCCAGCACCCUGGGAAGGCUCCACCAGCCCGAACAAAGCCUCACAGCCUUCAAGCCUGUCAAGAAAAGUACAGAGCACCCACAUUCCCAGGCUCUGGAAAACAGAGAAGAGUCCCCAAAAAGCCUCGACGCCAUGAACGGAGACACUCCAGGCGAGACAGGAAGCACCUCUCAUGGUCCAGAGGCCGCACCUCCCAGCCCAGAGGACGGCCCCAGGACGGCCCCGCUAAACCUCUCCAAGAAACCAGAGGCCAAAGCAGCCACUCACAGCUCGGUGUACAAGGACUUUGCAGAAGUGCAGGAUGUGCCUCUCAACCUCUCAGUGAAGGACCCCUGUAAUGCCCUGACUCCGAGACCUCCCUUCCACAGCCGACCGCAAGAGGCAGAACCCGCCCCUGCCCCCGCUCAAAACACUGCCACGGAACAUCCCGAAGAUGGGCCAGAACAUGCCCAGAUGAACCAAAGCAGCCUCGAUGCAGCAGAGGUGCCACCAAGAACACCUGCUGCGAAGGCCCAGGACGCGAGGGCGCUGGACAGCGGCGACGAGCAGAAGCAGACGGCCGCCGUGGCCCUCUGCCAGCUGGCGGCCUACAGCCCAGGGAACGUCCAGGUGGGCGAUGGGGAGCCCAAGGCCCCAGAGUCCGCCUGCCCACAAGACACACCCACUCUCAGCGCCACGGAAAACCUGGAGGCUCAGUGUGACCUCAGACCCAGAGGCCAAAAGAGGACAAGCCCCAGGGAUGCAGGGAAGUCCCAGCAAGGAACGAAGAAGACGAAGCCGAGCGACACAGCCAGAGUGUUCACCCUUCGUAAAAGAACUCGGGUGUCUUAGUGCCGGCUCUUGCCAGAUGCAGACACACCUUCCAAAGUAGGUUACAACAGCAGCGACU
Messenger RNA from Hyaena hyaena (striped hyena), 2203 nucleotides. It is a transcript of the gene ZNF750, whose product is annotated as zinc finger protein 750. Gene Ontology annotation, molecular function: DNA-binding transcription activator activity, RNA polymerase II-specific; promoter-specific chromatin binding; RNA polymerase II cis-regulatory region sequence-specific DNA binding. The transcript is spliced from 2 exons. Gene Ontology annotation, biological process: positive regulation of transcription by RNA polymerase II; epidermis development. Gene Ontology annotation, cellular component: nucleus. Lineage: Eukaryota; Metazoa; Chordata; Mammalia; Carnivora; Hyaenidae. The record is from RefSeq and is a predicted model, not a curated record. Bases 1 to 2145 code for a protein of 714 amino acids.